Molecule: messenger RNA, 1440 nt
Organism: Bipolaris zeicola 26-R-13
Lineage: Eukaryota; Fungi; Ascomycota; Dothideomycetes; Pleosporales; Pleosporaceae
Exons: 3
Coding region: 1-1440 (479 amino acids)
Biological process (GO): chromatin organization; regulation of DNA-templated transcription
Cellular component (GO): nucleus
Molecular function (GO): chromatin binding; DNA binding
Source: RefSeq, a predicted model, not a curated record
AUGUCGGCUGCCACGCCGCAAUCGACAACACCCAUGGCCAUGCCCCCAGCGUCCUCGUCCCAAAUAGCUUCUUCCCCACCAGGCGUAACCGCUGGCGCAACCAGCGGCCCAAGUUUUCCACAGUACUCGGCCUCGACGGCUGCGAUUCUUGAGAGGCUCCAGGGAAAGAGUGGUCAUGCCGCUGGCAGUGCUGCAUUCGAGGCCAAGCGGGCAGAAAUCCUCCAGAGUUAUGUCACGAGCGACAAGCUGCCGACGCCCCCACCUGCCGUGGCCACCGGACGCAGGGGAAGAGGAGGCAGAGUGAGCACGCCGAGCAACCUCAAGACCGAAGUCGGCACAUCGCCUGCGCCCACGUCGUCUGGCCGCGCAUCUGGCAGAGGGCGUGGACGGGGGCGCGGCGGGCGGGGUGGAAGAGGAGGCAAGCGAAAGCGCUCCGACAGCGACGAGGAAAGCCAUAACGACGACGACGGCGACUCGGACGUCUCGGAUUCGUACACACCACUUCCUACGAGGACAAAGUCUGGCCGCAGUGUCAACAAGCCCGUCGCAUUCGUCCCAGUCAUUCCAGAGCCGGCUCAGGGUGUGAAGCGGAGAAAGUCAACCAAGACGCUCCUCGCCGCCAAGUGCAAGACGUGCCACCGAGAAACCGACCCGUCGAACAACCGGAUAGUAUUCUGUGAUGCCUGUAGUACUGCCUAUCACCAAUACUGUCACGAUCCGCCUAUCGAUAACGAGGUAGUCACUGUACUAGAGAAGGAAUUUCUAUGUACCCCAUGUACGCGAGCAAAGCAGACUGCUGUCGAGGGUGCACACGAUCUGGUUGUUGCCGAGGACCUGUCGGUUGAUCAAAAACGUGCAUAUUUUUCCACACUCCCUCAACAACAACUAGUCAGCCUCCUCCUAACAGCCACAAUCCGACAUCCGGAGCUCCCCGUCUUCCCUCCAAACGUUCGGACUCUUAUAUCCGACAUAUCAAAUGCUAAAGCGCAGCCGCAAGAGCACCAAGAACAACAGCAGCAGCAGCAACAGCAAGAACAAGUACAACAGAAUCAGCAACAGCCACCUCCGCCAACCCUCCAACAGCCCUCAACAACAUCACCUGCAAAUGGUGCUACACCCCAGUUCUCAUCACAUCCACAGUCGGAAUUAGGAUCGACAGAAGCCCAAACCUUGGGUGAUAACAGUCAUCAACCCCGGACGACGAUUGAUCUGGCUGGCAAUCAGUACGACGAAGAUGACGGCUACGACACCGAUCCACCUGCGCACUACCCCAAAGCCGGCAACGGACUCGCGCGGACGUUGCGUCCUGAGAGCGAAGACCUGAAUUGGCUUGUCGACGACAACUUUGAGGUUUUCAGCCAUGGGUGGAAAGGUGAUGGCACGGGCAUGGGUGCGGACGGUACGCUGGAUGGUUUAGGCGAGGGACAGAAAGUGGUCUAG